Messenger RNA from Cyclocybe aegerita, 1728 nucleotides. Lineage: Eukaryota; Fungi; Basidiomycota; Agaricomycetes; Agaricales; Hemipholiotaceae. The record is from the annotation of a GenBank genome assembly.
AUGUCGCAAAAGAAAUCCAAUCCGUUGAGAGCCAGCAUCCAUCCUGGGGCGCCAACACCCGAAAAUGUAAUGGAUUUCACCCUUUCCUCCAUCCGCGAUCCCCAAAACCCCGCCCACUGCGGUCAAUGCCUCUAUGGCGCGUUGUUCGUGCUCACGAUCACUGCACCUGACCCUCUUCCAGGGACCGAGGCAGCGUUCAAGCUCCCUGCCCCGUUACGCAAAAAUACCCCCUUCUGGAAUUCUCUGCUCGCGUUCCUCGUCAUGCCAAGAUCGGACGAGGAGGUCGAGCGCCUUCUCAAGAAAUUCGCGAUCUGCAAAUGCGACCUGAGGGACAGGCUCGUUCGUGAAUAUCACGCAGCGGGAAAGGCGAAGGAAGAAGAUAUGAUGAAGAGGAUGUGCCUGGAGCUCUGGGCACCGAAGGAAGAAAAGAAGAAGUACACCACUGCACGGUGCGCGGUCGUUGUCAAAAUCAUCCAGACGCUCGACUCGGCUCUCACCGAAGGACAUGUACGGUCUGUCGCGAAAGGUCUAACGGAAGCCUGGCCGACGGCACCGACAGAUCUCAUCCCGUGCGGCGCUGACGAACUUGUAGAGAGUCUCUUGCGAUGGUAUCGUUUCGUUCCGGACCCUUUAGUCUUCCACCUAGCGGCACACAUUCUCCAUACUUGCCGAUUCCUUCUCGUCCCAAGCUUCGUGAAAUAUAGGCUUUCGGCUGUCAUGUUCGACUCGUUCUACGAUUCCUUCAAGCAAAUAUCUGAGCAACUCAACAAACUGCCCGCCGUCAUCUCAAUAACUAACCCAGAGGGCAUUACCAUGGGCGUCAGUACCAUGGUACGGUAUCACACCCUUGUGUCCACAGUAAUCGAAUAUCUCAACGAGGUCCUCAAGAUGCCAGAAGAUUGCAUACCCGACAUCCUUGUGGAUUGCGAAACAAAGGCAAUACAGCUCUGUUCCGUCAUCAUCUACCUCGCUAAUUCCCCCCGCAUGGGCGCUUAUGCGCUACCCAGAGAAACGUGGACCAGAAUCCAAUGGUACGGCUACGAAGUCUUCCGGCUCUUCUCUGCACACCUCCAAUCCCGCCCGGACACGCCUCUCCACCCUGCCAUCGUCGACAUUGACGACCACAAGUCCAAGUCCAAGUCCAAGUCCAAGUCCAAGUCUGCAUCCAUGCCCCGACCGUCCCACCAAUCUACCGCCCGCGCCGUCAUGGCAUGCAUCGCGUCCUUGCAUGCCGAGAACAGGUGCUCGGCGUACAAAUGCCCCAACUCGAUCCAGAGCGCAGGAAAGAGCUUUGCUCGGUGCGCGGGGUGCGGCACGGUGCCAUACUGCGGGCGCGAGUGCCAGAAAGCGGCCUGGCGCGAGGAGCGGUACCCGCAUAAGCGCGUGUGUCCUGCGAUACGUUCUUUGGUGGACGCAGCGGGCGGCCCAGGGUUCUUCUGGAGCGUGUCCGAACCGCCGGAGGUGGUGAAGGGUUUCUUGAAGGGGAAGGAUGAGGAGCCGUGGGUGCUCUGUGAGGGGUAUAUUAGGGAGAGGUGGCAGGAGGCCGGGAUUGAGGAGGACAAUGAGAAUGUGGGGUAUGUGCUUGCGUGGGCGAAGUAUGUUGAUGGUGGGCGUGGUAGCGGGACUGAAGGGACGAAGUCCUGGAGUCCUGGGUUUGACGACUAUGAGGCCUUUAUCGGGAAAUUGAGUGCAGGAGGUCCACACCCUCGAUAUAUAAGCCGCGUUUAA